AUGCAAGACUCAAUAGUGAUCGUCGGCGCUGGUGUGAUAGGAUUGGAUGUCGCGCUCAUUCUCGCGGAGAACGGUUAUAGCCGACACACCACUAUUGUCGCGCAACACCUACCAGGAGACACAUCCGUCGAUUACACCUCGCCUUGGGCUGGCGCGAACUUCUCCGCUAUAUCAGGGAGCGACAAAAAUGCCCUCAUAUGGGAUAAAGCUGGUUACAAGCGUCUGAUGAAGCUUGCAGCUACCAAUAGCCCCGCGGCUGCCAUCAAGAAAACGCAAUCAUUCGAAUACUGGGAUAAGAAGCCAGCUGAGGAGAAGCUGGAGUCUCUUGCAGACUACCUCGAAGAUUUUACUGUAAUACCCUCGGAUAAACUUAUACCAGGUGUUGAAUAUGGCAUUUCUUUCACGUCAGUUUCCAUCAAUGCUCCUCAGCAUAUCCGAUAUCUCAAAAGCCAGCUCGAAGAGCAAGGCGUGAAGUUCCUGCGACGUAAGCUGGAGCAUCUAGAUUCUGCGUUCCUUAGCGAGCACACCAAGGUGGUGUUCAACUGUAUAGGGAACGGCGCGCGUCACCUACCCGGUGUUCAGGACCAGAAGUGCUUCCCUGUCAGGGGACAGAUUCUGCUUGCACGAGCACCGCAAAUUGGCCAGAACAUCAUGCGUCAUGGCAAAGACUAUGAAACAUAUAUCAUCCCACGGCCCCAUUCCAAAGGUAAUGUGGUUCUUGGGGGGUACAUGCAGAAGAAUAACGGCACCGGCGAUACCUUCGCCCACGAGUCGGAAUCAAUCUGGAAGCGGACUACAGGACUGGUACCCGCUUUGGACAUUCCCGAAACAGAGAUUCUAGCGGCUUUUGCGGGGCUUCGGCCUGGUAGACUGGGAGGCGCACGCAUUGAGAAAGAGGCGCGAAGUGAUGGCCGUAUUGUUGUGCACAAUUACGGAGCGGGAGGGACAGGGUAUCAGGCUGGAUUGGGUAUGGCGAUGGAAGCUGUGGGGCUUGCGCUUCCGUACUUGAAGGACCUCCCGAACAGUUCGGAUAUCUUUGUUCCAAACACUGCGGAGAAUGCUGCGAUUAGAGCGAAGUUGUAG
Molecule: messenger RNA, 1083 nt
Organism: Pyrenophora tritici-repentis Pt-1C-BFP
Lineage: Eukaryota; Fungi; Ascomycota; Dothideomycetes; Pleosporales; Pleosporaceae
Product: DadA, Glycine-D-amino acid oxidase (deaminating)
Biological process (GO): D-amino acid catabolic process
Cellular component (GO): cytoplasm
Molecular function (GO): FAD binding; D-amino-acid oxidase activity
Source: RefSeq, a predicted model, not a curated record